Messenger RNA from Angiostrongylus costaricensis, 348 nucleotides. The record is from the annotation of a GenBank genome assembly. NCBI's taxonomy places the organism in Eukaryota, Metazoa, Nematoda, Chromadorea, Rhabditida, Metastrongylidae.
AUGGGCAUGAGGAGGAAGAGAACGGCGAUUGAGCCGGCGAUGAAGGUAACGAUGACAACGAUGAGAACGAAAGUAGACGAAAGCAGUCGGUGGUUUUGUCGCCGUCGACAACGCGAAAGACGCGAUUGCGAGCGUGAGCGACAACAGUUGCUCGAGUGGCUGCUCGCUGUCAGUGUUAGAGGAGCGAGUGCAGUUGUGGUGUUGACUCUUAAGACCUCCUCCCACUCAUUCCUGUUGUCUUGCCUCAAUCGCAACGCAGAAGUGCUGCCCUCUCUCAUGCUGGGUGAAAUGCACAAUUUCAUGAGCUUCACGACGACUACCGCUAUUCUUUCACCUCCUUCGAAAUGA